ACCUGAGGUAAAACCAUGUUGAGGAGUCAAUACACAGUGACCAGACCGGUGUACUCUGAUGAUUCCUUUGCUAUCGAUCAUGAGAAAGUCUUCAGGCUGCGUAAAACCCCCCUGGACAAAGUGAAGGAGUACCUGACCUGUGAUUCAAAACGCAUCAAGAACGUGGUGCUCUCUCUUCUGCCCAUCAUUGGCUGGAUGAGGAUCUACAGAAUCAAAGAGUGGCUGCUGGGUGAUGUGGUCUCUGGAGUCAGCACUGGACUGGUGGCCAUCAUGCAGGGACUGGCCUUCUCUCUGCUGGCCUCGCUGCCCCCCAGUUAUGGUCUUUACACAGCUUUCUUCCCCGUGCUGACGUACUUCUUCCUGGGUACUUCAAGACACAUAUCUGUAGGAUCCUUCCCUGUCCUGAGUCUGAUGGUGGGAGCAGUGGUGACCCGCCUGGUCCCAGAAGUUGGACCAUCAGCCAACAUCACCGGCUUUGAUAAUCUGACCAUGUACGAGAAGAGGGUUGUGGUGGCAUCCUCUCUUACCUUCCUCAUGGGGAUCUUCCAACUUGCGAUGGGUCUCCUGCAGGUGGGCUUUAUUGUUGUGUACCUGUCGGACACUCUUGUGUCUGGCUUCACCACAGCAGCUGCAGUCCACAUCCUGGUGUCACAGCUCAAGUUUGUGUUGGGAUUGGAGGUUCCAGGCAUCAGUGGUCCGCUCUCCAUCAUUUAUACGCUGGAGGAGAACUUUGUCCAGAUCACCUCCACCAACAUCUGUGACCUGGUGAUGUCCAUAAUCAUCAUGAUUGUGGUGUUUAUUGCGAAGGAGCUGAACGACAAGUACAAAGCCAAGCUGCCUGUUCCCAUUCCUAUAGAGGUCAUCAUGACUAUCAUCUCGUGUGGACUGUCCUAUGGUUUCAACUUUGAGAAAAGAUUUGGGGUUUCAAUUGUUGGCAAAAUGGUUAGCGGGUAUGAGUCUCCCAUUGCACCCAGUAUAGAAGUCUUCCAGGAGAGUGCUGUGGAGGCUUUUCCUAUAGCGAUUGUGGGGUUUGCUGUUGCCUUUUCUGUGGCUAAAGUCUACUCCAUCAAACAUGACUACACCAUCGAUGGAAACCAGGAGCUGAUUGCGUUUGGAGUCAGCAACAUAUUUGGUGCAAGCUUCCGGUCGUUUGCAGCCAGCACCGCUCUCUCCAGGUCGGCUGUGCAGGAGAGCUCAGGAGGAAGAACACAGAUUGCAGGACUGAUCUCAGCUUUAAUGGCGAUGGUUGUAACUUUGGCGCUUGGCUUCCUGCUGGAGCCACUUCCCAGGUCCGUCCUGGGAGCCUUGGUCAUCGUGAACCUGAAGGGCAUGCUGAUGCAGUUCAGAGAGAUUCCUUACCUGUGGAGAAGAGACAAAACAGAAUGUGUGGUCUGGUUGGGGACUUGUAUCGGUGCCAUCCUGCUGGGACUGGAUCUGGGUCUGGGGGUGGGCUUGGGGAUCGAGCUGCUCACUGUCGUCUUCAGGACUCAAUUCCCUCGCUGUUCUGUCUUGGCCAGCAUUGCGGGCUCCGACCUCUACAAAGACCGCAAAGAUUACGUGGAGCUUUAUGAACCUCAGGGAGUAAAAAUCUUCAGGAUACCCUCGCCUAUCUUCUUCGCCAAUAUUGAUUUCUUCAAGGACAAACUUAUAGAAGCUGUUGGGUUCAACCCUCUGAGGGUUUUAAGGAAAAGGAAUAAGGCUCUCAUGAAAAUCAAGGCAAUGUGGCAGAAAAGGGAUGUUAAUAUUACAGAGAAAGGCAUGUGGGAUUUAUUUCUCCAGAUGACCGAUGAGUCUCAAAUGAAGCCGAGUGAAACGGCCUCUGAGCUCAAAGGCCUUCCCUUUAAAGUCUGCUGGAAUGCAGAACUUCCUGCCUGCAUCAGCGUUCCCAGAGUGGACAUCCACAGUGUGAUCCUGGACUUUUCUGCCGUCUCUUUCCUGGACAUCUCGGCCCUGAAGGGACUCAAAGCGAUGCUCAAAGAGUUCAUCCACGUCGAUGUGAAUGUUUACAUCGCUUCAUGUGACGUGUACAUCCUGGAGACUCUGCACAGCUGCAUGUUCUUUGAUGAUGAGAUUCACACCUCCAUGUUCUUCCCGACCAUUCAUGACGCCAUGCUGCACGUGCUGGAGACACGCAAAGACAUAAACACAGGCUGCGUGAGCCAUCAGAGGAAACAACCCUCAGAUAUUGAAAUCCAAUCUACUGCAGUCCUUGACCCUGAUCCUGCCGUCGAGGUAGAGACCUCACCUCUCUCACCUUGCUGAGUUAUCAGACACACAACUAUAAAAGAGUAACAGCCUCUGGGAAGGACCAUCAACAAGACCUCAUAGAUGUUUACUACAUACUGUUUUUACCAACAUUUGUACAUUUUAUUUAGUGAGUUUUUUUUGUUGUUUUUCUUUUACAAUUCCUUAAAAUUUGAAGAGCAUCAUGUGAUUUUUAGAGGAUUGAGUCUUUGUUGUCACAGGACUUGUUACGCUCUAUUGUGGUGUCAUUUUUAAAGACUGUUUUUACAAGGAAUGCAAUGUAUCCAGUUGAAAUAAACACUGUUAUACGUUACAAA
Notolabrus celidotus (New Zealand spotty) is the source of this 2561-nucleotide messenger RNA. RefSeq names its product chloride anion exchanger-like. Gene Ontology annotation, molecular function: oxalate transmembrane transporter activity; secondary active sulfate transmembrane transporter activity; chloride transmembrane transporter activity. The coding region runs from base 16 to 2262 and encodes 748 amino acids. The transcript has 20 exons. The record is from RefSeq and is a predicted model, not a curated record. Gene Ontology annotation, cellular component: membrane. Gene Ontology annotation, biological process: transmembrane transport. Lineage: Eukaryota; Metazoa; Chordata; Actinopteri; Labriformes; Labridae.